AUGACGGUACGACUCAACGAGGAUGGCACAAUCUACUGUGGCGCUUUAGAAACUCUCAGCAGCUACACGCCUAGCAUUGCUCAGAUGAAGUCGGGCACUGGCUUGGUGGGCCACGAUUACGCUUCUGUCACUGCCAACAGUGACGUGAAUCUGGUGGUGGGCAUCCUCACGCCAGCCACGCUCUACGACGUGUUUUGCUAUGCGGAGGAUUUGUUUGUGAAUGGUUUGACCUUGGCCCAGGUGGCUGGCACCAAGACCAGCUUGGCCACGGCCUCGGGCGGCGAUUACACGGCGCCCACCUUCAGCUACAUCUCGCCGAACUACCAAGUUGAAAGCAUUGCAAUGACCCUUUACUUUCAGCUGAGCGAGGAUGGGACUGUUUGGUGCGUGGCCAAGGUUGAUACAGGCUCUGGCACCACCAGACCUUUGGCCUCAGACUUCUUGUUGGACCAAAACGUGGACGCUUGGGGCACGCAGACGGUGUCUGCGGCACUGAGUUAUCAGGCGUCCAUCACCUUGACCGGGCUGACGGAGGACACAGACUACGAUGUUUAUUGUUUUGCCGAGGACUGGGGCUGGCCAAACGAACCCUACUGUAGAGGCAAGAUCGAUGCAACCAAGUUGGACGUUCGUACUCUGGCAGUGCUGAUCGCCUCGCGGUUGAGCGUGACGAGCAGCCCAGGGACCCAGUACGUGGUGAAGCCCGCUGCUUGGAACACGGUGCUACCCAUUUGCUCUCCAGCCACAGGGCCAAAAAGACGUUGUGAGGCUGAUGCAGAGUCUUGGAGGAUGACGCCACUCUAUCAGAAUCCUGGCUGCAGCGAAGCGUCAUCACAGACCAUCCUCACCAUGGCUUUGGCGCAUUGCUGGCUGCCCCACGCCAUGGAGGGCCCUUCGCCCUUCUCCUUCGGCGUGGCAAGUGCAGUUUUGCUCAGAAAGCCGAGAGGGCACUGGAAGCAGGUGUCCUCGAGCUUCCUGCCAGACAUGACGACAGAUGGCGGUAGCAUCACCAUUCCGAAGCUUGGUUUGCAAGGCUUUCAGGUGCCAGAGACUUGGGUCAUGAGCAAAGCUGAUGGGGAGGCCAUGCUGCUCUUGAGCCCUGCUGCAGGACUGGUGGCCAAUCGAUAUCUCACCAUGGAGAUCGAAGAUGCGCACCGAGUCCCAUCCAUGGGACUCUACCAGAGCGAUGUUUAUGGGCAAAGGAUCUAUACCACGCAGCAUGAAUGCGCGGACUCCAUCGCAUGGAACACCAUCCGGCUGCCAGACAUGGCGAACUCGAGCGGGCUCCGGUGGGUUCAGGCCAUGGGGCUCAUAGAGCUAUGUUCAUGUCAAGCAGGUCAUUCACAUCCUAACCACUCUGGAACCAACCAUUCAGAUGCAGCGUUGGAUGGCGAAGAUGUACCGCUGGAGAUGGGGAUCCUCACGCAGUUGAUCUCGCUGAUCCAGGAUCCCUUUGCGACGACACCGACCCGCGCGGGUUCACACCGAGCCGCGCAGAGCUCGCAGCUGACCGAGGACCUUUGGCCAUGCGUACAAAAGCGGAGGGCACAGGCGGCGUCCUUCCUGGCGGCCAAGCCGGGCGCGUCGCCAGCGCCGGAGAGUUCGGGCGACCGGGUUAUCCGUGUGCCCGCUGGCUACGGUGAUGGUGACGGCGACGGCCUUCCCGGUCAAGGUUACCAAGGCAACAUGGCUGGCCAUGGCAUGGCUGGAUUUGACCAGGGCUAUGGCUAUGGCAUGGAUGAAAGCUACAGCCAGCCGGGCAUGGUGAACCAGGGCAACUAUGGCAUUCAGGGGCUGGCAAAUGGCACCUUUGGAGGCGCUUCAGCUGCCGGCGCCGGUGCUGUUGGUGCAGCGGGCGGUGCCGCCGGCGCUGCUGGUGCUGGGACGAAGACGGUGAAGAUGCCCGCACCCGGGUGCAACCCUGGGAGCUGUCCAGACCCUCCAGAGCCUGGGAUGGUGUGCGAACCCUGUGGAGAGGUCUCCAGACACAUGGGUCCAGGGCCUUACUCCCAGUAUGGGCAGCAAGCUGCCAUGCGCCGUGGCAUCCUGCAGCGCUAUGCCGAGAUCGCGGCCGCCGGGCCCGCGGCCUUUGGCCUAGGUGCUGCCGCUGGUGCUGAUGGCUUGGGUUCAGGAGCGCCGAGCGCCGAAGAGGCUUCUUCGCCGACACUACGAUGCGGGUUGAAGUACUGACCUUCAUUGGCAGAGUGUAUGGAGCUGGGGAUUAUGGCCCGUUAGGCUGCGAUGGAGCAUUGUUGAGGAGUUUGGCCGUGUGCCAGGCCCACUGACGGGUCAGAUGGGUUGGUGCCGGUUGCGGUGCCUUCUGCUGGGCCAAAGAGAGGUGCUUUGAAUCGGAAGUGCCGGAUGCCUUGAAUGCAGAGCUUCGUGCCAAAAGCAAAGGGGGGGUCGCACGGAG
This is a messenger RNA of Durusdinium trenchii, 2413 nucleotides long. The record is from the annotation of a GenBank genome assembly. Lineage: Eukaryota; Dinophyceae; Suessiales; Symbiodiniaceae.